UAUAAAUACGCUGGACGAACGCAGCUCACGGGCUGGCGGUGCUCAGCAAAGGGAAGAUAGAGAGGUAACCGGCUGAAAUUUGACUCGACGUUCUGUAAAAAAAGGAACACCAAACAGCUACAGGAAGGAUGGCCAAGCCGCUGACAGACCAGGAGAAGAAGAAGCAGAUCUCGAUCCGGGGGCUGGCCGGAGUGGAAAGCGUUGCAGACCUGAAAACCAAUUUCAACCGGCAUCUCCACUUUACCCUGGUGAAGGACCGAAAUGUGGCGACCAAACGGGACUACUACUUCGCCCUGGCCAACACAGUCCGGGACCACCUGGUGGGCCGCUGGAUCCGGACGCAGCAGCAUUACUACGAAAAAGACCCCAAACGCGUCUACUACCUCUCCCUGGAGUUUUACAUGGGCCGGACUCUGCAGAACACAAUGGUUAAUCUUGGUUUGGAGAAUGCCUGUGAUGAAGCCAUUUACCAGCUGGGUCUGGACAUGGAAGAGCUACAGGACAUGGAGGAAGAUGCUGGCCUAGGCAACGGUGGGCUGGGUCGUCUUGCUGCUUGUUUCCUGGACUCCAUGGCCUCUCUGGGUCUGGCUGCUUACGGAUAUGGCAUUCGCUACGAGUUUGGCAUUUUCAAUCAGAAACUCGUCAAUGGCUGGCAGGUGGAGGAAGCUGAUGACUGGCUGCGCUAUGGUAACCCCUGGGAGAAAGCUCGCCCUGAGUACAUGCGCCCCGUGCACUUCUAUGGACGAGUGGAACACACGAAUGAAGGAGCGCAGUGGGUUGACACACAGAUGGUUCUGGCACUUCCUUAUGACACCCCAGUCCCUGGCUACAGGAACAACAUCGUCAACACUAUGAGACUGUGGUCUGCUAAGGCCCCCUGUGACUUCAACCUCAAAGACUUUAAUGUUGGUGGCUACAUCCAAGCUGUGCUGGACCGAAACCUGGCUGAGAACAUCUCCAGAGUUCUCUACCCAAAUGACAAUUUCUUUGAAGGGAAGGAGUUGCGUCUCAAACAGGAGUACUUUGUUGUAGCUGCAACUCUUCAAGACAUCCUUCGUCGAUUCAAAGCCUCCAAGUUUGGCUCCACAGAGUUUGUGCGGAUGGACCUUUCCACAUUGCCAGACAAGGUGGCCAUCCAGCUGAAUGACACUCACCCUGCUUUGGCCAUCCCUGAGCUGAUGAGGAAUCUGGUGGACAUUGAGAAACUCACCUGGGAGAAGGCCUGGGACAUUGUAGUUCGUACCUGUGCCUACACCAACCACACAGUCCUCCCUGAAGCUCUGGAGCGCUGGCCUGUCGACCUCUUCCACAAUCUGCUGCCUCGGCACCUGGAGAUCAUCUACGAGAUUAACCAAAGGCACCUGGAGCGCAUCGCUAAGCUUUACCCUGGAGACAGUGACCGUCUGCGCCGAAUGUCCCUGAUCGAGGAAGGGGAUGUCAAGAAAAUCAACAUGGCUCACUUGUGCAUCGUUGGAUCUCAUGCUGUCAACGGAGUGGCCCGCAUCCACUCAGAAAUCAUCAAAAACACUGUGUUCAAGGAUUUCUAUGAAGUUGACCCUCAGAAGUUUCAGAACAAGACCAACGGCAUCACACCCAGGCGUUGGCUGGUUAUGUGCAACCCUGGCCUGGCCGAGGUCAUCGCUGAGAGGAUUGGUGAGGAUUACAUCCGGGACUUGGACCAACUGAGGAAGCUUGUGAAGUUUGUGAAUGAUGACGCCUUCAUUCGGGAUGUUGCCAAAAUCAAACAAGAGAACAAGCUGAAGUUUGCCGCCCAUCUUGAAGAACAAUACAAGGUGAAGAUCAACCCCAACUCCAUGUUUGAUGUCCAAGUGAAGAGGAUCCAUGAGUACAAAAGACAGUUGCUCAACUGCCUGCACAUCAUCACACUGUACAACCGCAUCAAAAAGGAGCCCAACAAGUCAUGGAUACCCAGGACAAUCAUGAUUGGAGGAAAGGCAGCUCCAGGUUACCACACAGCCAAGAUGAUCAUCAAGCUGAUCACAUCAAUUGGAGACAUUGUCAAUAAUGACCCAGUGGUGGGAGAUCGCCUCAAGGUCCUCUUCCUAGAGAACUAUCGUGUCACUCUGGCUGAGAAGGUCAUCCCUGCUGCUGACCUGUCCGAACAGAUCUCCACAGCAGGCACUGAGGCCUCUGGCACCGGGAACAUGAAGUUCAUGCUGAACGGUGCCCUCACCAUCGGCACCAUGGACGGAGCCAAUGUGGAAAUGGCAGAGGAGGCUGGAGAGGGGAACCUCUUCAUCUUUGGCAUGAGGGUGCAUGAUGUGGAAGCUCUAGACAAGAAGGGCUAUGAUGCCAUAUCCUACUACAACCGUAUACCUGAGCUGAAGAAGGCCAUGGACCAGAUAUCAGGAGGCUUCUUCAGCCCCAGCCAGCCUGACCUCUUCAAAGACCUUGUCAACUUGCUGAUGCACCAUGACAGGUUCAAGGUGUUUGCAGACUAUGAAGACUACAUCAAAUGCCAAGACAAAGUCAGUGCACUCUAUAAGAACCCCAAAGAGUGGACCAAGAAGGUCAUCCAUAACAUUGCCGGCUGUGGUAAAUUCUCCAGUGACCGCACCAUUUCCCAGUAUGCCAAGGAGAUCUGGGGAAUGGAACCCAAUCUGGGGAAGAUCGCUGCUCCUGAUCAUCUUCACUAAAUGACGACAUCUGCUUCUUCCACCUCACUAUAGCUCACCAUGUGGUCCAAACAUGACAGAUAAACCCUCUAGCUUUUUCACUGUAUACUGUGGCAUUAUCUCUUUACAUGAUUGAUUCCUAUAUGACUUCUCUUACUUCCAGUUAAUCUUGCAUGUAUUGAAGUAGGCAAAGCAUAUUCUCACUGUUGGGUGAAGACUGCCAUGUGAGACUGUCAGCAGCUGAGAAGGAGCUAGAUUUCACCUUAGAAUCAUGAAAUUCUUUAGCUGGAGUGAAAACCUUAAUGAUGCACUUCCUUAUUUUGUCAUAGUACUUAGUAGUCCCCCUGUUUUCCAAGAUGUUUGGAAAUUCAAGUUAAAAAGAACUGAGUGCUAUAACAAAAUCAGGGAUUGUAUCUUAACCAAACUUGUACUUUGGACCUGAACUAACUACAUUCCUCUCUAGUUCCGAGGGCGAAUGGCUACCAAAACCUAACAAAAAUGCCAUUUAACCUCAGCACUGUUUUGAUUCUAAACCAACCAGUGUCUUGGAUGGAAGAGAGAAGGGACCCAGUGGUUAAUGUGCACCAUUCUGAUUGGAUGGUGUUAGAGAGAAGCAAUGUCUCCAUGUUCACAGCAAAAAAAUGCUCAUAAUAAAAGCCUCCAACUGGUCUGUCGGUGUUUUUCUAGUGUUUGCUGAAUGUAUCCAUUUGUGUGUUUAUCAGUAAUAGUCAGGGGAGUCCAUCAGUUUAUCUUUGAUCUCAGCAUGUUUGUGUAUGUCUCAUUCUCUGCCUCAAACCUAAAUGACUGAGUUUAUCUUUGGAAGAUGAGUGUAGUUGUGUGUGUUAACAUAGAGUUCAUGACACUGGAUAUUGGCUUGAUCAGUGUACUGUAACAACAAACUGAUUGCUGUGGUGCUUCACUAGGAACUGUCCACGAUAAUGAACCUAACAUUUUCACUGUCGGUGCAUUCCUUUUUUUUUUUAAAUCAAUAAACAAAGCUGUAAUCAACCUUUCAGACAUGUCACUGCGUGCACAGAAAUAAUAGCGUAAAUAAAUAACCCUGCUGACUUGGA
Messenger RNA from Monopterus albus (swamp eel), 3709 nucleotides. Its product is annotated as glycogen phosphorylase, muscle form. The coding region runs from base 129 to 2657 and encodes 842 amino acids. Lineage: Eukaryota; Metazoa; Chordata; Actinopteri; Synbranchiformes; Synbranchidae. Gene Ontology annotation, cellular component: cytoplasm. Gene Ontology annotation, biological process: glycogen catabolic process. The record is from RefSeq and is a predicted model, not a curated record. The transcript is spliced from 20 exons. Gene Ontology annotation, molecular function: glycogen phosphorylase activity; pyridoxal phosphate binding.